Chilo suppressalis (striped riceborer) is the source of this 663-nucleotide messenger RNA. The record is from the annotation of a GenBank genome assembly. Lineage: Eukaryota; Metazoa; Arthropoda; Insecta; Lepidoptera; Crambidae.
GCUCUCGUAACCUACAAAUCCUACCAAACAAUAAAAGUACCUUAAUUUAGAAAAGUAAUUCACGGCUAUUAACAAUAAUUUACAGAAUUUUAGUUCUUUUUUUUAAACGGUGUAUUAACACCUUUAGAAUUCAUACGACUGUGCUAUCGUUUACUUUAUUUUAAAAUGUCAACUCGCUGGUAUCCAUUAUAUCAACGCGGGAAUCCACAGCUUAGAGUAUUUUUACCUAAUUUUUGGAUGAAACUUAUAAGGCCAACACCAAAGCAGCUUAAAAAUAUUGUGCAUUUUCAAUGUUCUAUGGAAAUGACCAAAUGUGAUAUAAAAAAUUAUUUAGAAAAGAUAUACAAUAUCCCUGUGAUUGAUGUUAGAACAAAAAUUACUAUGGGUAAAUUUAAAAAGGAGGUAGGAAAAGGGUAUGUGAUAAAGGAUGAUGACAGAAAAAUAGCUUUCGUGACUCUGCCGAAGAAUAUGAGCUUUGAAUUUCCAGAUAUUUUUGAAAAAGUUAAGGAUCAAGAUGAUGAAAAUAUGAAGUCAUUAGAGGAAGCAAAGAAAAGUUUCAAAAGUUUCAUAAAUCGUAAUAAAGAUAGAAAAGAUGUACCAAGUUGGUUUACAAUCUGAAACUAUUUUUACUAGUUACUAACACUACAGAAAGAAUUUAGAUAA